AUGCAGACGAUUGAUAUAGCCGUACUCGGCGCACCCGCCGUUGGUAAGAGCGCUAUUAUUCAACAGUACAUGCACUGUACCUUUCCGAACCAACACUCACCAACUAAAUCACCGUCCACGCAUAAUCCAGUUGUGUUAGCGAAUACGAGGCUCUAUCAACUGAAUAUAAUCGACACCCCUCCACUGCAAUACUUUCAAAUGAAGAGUUUCUACGACUGGGUGGACUUUCAUUCAUAUUCGGACAAAGUGAAAGAUGCCUCAGCGUUUAUUCUAAUUUUCGAUGUCUCUAAUUCUGACAGUUUUCAGUACGUCAAAGAUCUACGCGAACAGAUAAUAGAUUAUCGCGGUGGUGGUAUGAGUGAUGUAACUACGGUGAUCGCGGGGAAUAAAUGUGAUCUGGGUAAAUGCAAUGGCCUGUCCAGGAGAGACGUGUCGCAUGUUAUCAGAAAGAACUGGAAGUCCGGAUAUGUUGAGUGUUCUGCAAAAUACAAUUGGCACAUUGUUUCCUUAUUCAAUGAAGUGAUGAAACUGAUAGAUGCGAAUUGGGAUAAACCACCGACCGUUGGCAAAAUGAGAGGUCGAAAUAGCUGUCUCAUAAUGUGA
Messenger RNA from Saccoglossus kowalevskii, 603 nucleotides. Its product is annotated as ras-like protein family member 10B pseudogene. Lineage: Eukaryota; Metazoa; Hemichordata; Enteropneusta; Harrimaniidae. The record is from RefSeq and is a predicted model, not a curated record.